Messenger RNA from Rhizopus microsporus ATCC 52813, 1959 nucleotides. RefSeq lists its product as uncharacterized. NCBI's taxonomy places the organism in Eukaryota, Fungi, Mucoromycota, Mucoromycetes, Mucorales, Rhizopodaceae. Gene Ontology annotation, molecular function: ribosome binding; ubiquitin protein ligase activity. Gene Ontology annotation, biological process: rescue of stalled cytosolic ribosome; protein ubiquitination. The transcript is spliced from 4 exons. The record is from RefSeq and is a predicted model, not a curated record. Bases 1 to 1959 code for a protein of 652 amino acids.
AUGCCAGCCUCAGACAAGAAGCAGACAAAGAAACAAGUAGAGCAAGAAGAAUCUGACUCUGAAGAGCUUUGCUUUAUUUGUACUGAACCAGUAAUCACCUACGCAGUGGGUGAAUGUGACCAUAGAACUUGUCAUCGUUGCGCUCUUCGUUUAAGAGCUUUGUAUGAGACCAAAAACUGCACUUAUUGUAAAGCUGAACAAACGGUCGUCAUUUUCACAAAAGAAGCCGAGAAACCGUUUGGUGACUAUGUAGAAAGCGAUACACCUUUUGUAGAUAAGAAGCUAAACAUCAAGUUUGAAACACAAGAUAUGUACAGGGAUUCGAUUAAUAUGCUAAAACAUAAUUGCCCUGAGAAAGAUUGUGCCGAGUGCUCCAAUAAUUGGCCAGAAUUAAAGCUUCAUGUUAGAAAGGAACAUAACCUCAACUUUUGUGAUCUUUGCAUAGAUCAUAAAAAAGUAUUUCCCUUUGAACACACCUUGUAUACCUCUGAGCAGCUGAUACAGCAUUACAAAGAAGGAGAUAAGAAGUUUAUCAAGAACGAUGAAAGUGGAUUCUCUGGUCACCCUGAAUGUCAAUUUUGUAAAAAGUACUUUUUCGGAAGCGAUGAAUUGUAUGUACAUUGUCGAGAUAACCAUGAACAAUGCUUUCUUUGUGUAAGAAAUGGAGUACGUCAUCAGUAUUAUGUCAAUUACGCCAGUCUCGAGCAGCAUUUCAAGAAGGAUCAUUACAUGUGCCUGUACCCUCAGUGUCUCGAAAAGAAGUUUAUAGUGUUUGAUUCAUCAAUAGAUCUGAUAGGACAUGAAGUAGAGGUUCAUGGAGAAAGCACAUCUGGAUUACAGAGAAGUAUGCAAAUGGGUGCACGUCGAAUCGAUUUAAACUUUCAGUAUGACCAACCAAGGCCAUCUCGUGCCAAUGGAAAUAGGAGCGAAAACACCAGGAGCAAUAGUACAGGCACCAGUAGCAGUGCAUCAUUAUCCACGAACGAUUUCCCCAGUAUACAGAGUACCGCACGCUCUUCAAAUGCUACAGUCGCAACUCAAUCUCGGGCUGUUCCUGGAGCGUCCAUUCGAAAAAAGAAUAAGCAAAAGGCAGUGCAGAAACCUACUGGAUUUGGAGCCCUUUCUCCUGCUGAAACUGGAUCACCUUCGACCUCAGGCACGGUUACACCUGAUGCCACAGGCUCAUCAACUGCGGAGACAUCUGUAGUAGCAUCACAUGCAGCAUUUUUAGCAAAGCUUGAGGAUAUAUUACAAAGCAAGCAGAAAGUAACCGAAUUUAGAAAAUUAACAGGUGCCUUUAGAAAAGGCACGAUUGAUGCAGAUGCUUAUGUAAAUCAAGUUGUCUUAUUGACAAAUAGCCAUGUUGAAAAAUCAAACAAGAUAUUCAAGGGCGUAGAGAAUUUGUUAGAUAUUGAAGAAAAGAAAUGGGAAAUGAUCCGUGCCUGGAGAAAUAAGCAUACGGCGAUGACCCAAUUUCCUGCACUAGAAUCAAGCGGACGACCAGCUUCAAGCACAAUUAAAAAAUCUAGAGUGUUGGUGAUAAAGGAAACCAAGACCAACAAACCAAACAAGUCAGUACAAAAGACUGCCUGGAGUAGUAGUAAUGGUAGUAGCAGUGGUAGCAGUAGUACUACUACUAACAGUAAAUCGACAAAAAAGUCAACAAGUAAUAAUAAUAAUAACAAUAAUGGAUCCAGUACAAGCCGGCAUGGUUCGCCUACGUCAACACCUAGUUCUAGUACACCUACUCUUUUAGAGAAUCAAGCAUUCCCAUCUCUACCUACCGCAGCACCUAAACAUCGAGAAGUAUUAAAUAUAAGACGUAAUACACAGAGAACACGAAAUGCUUGGGAUGGAAAUACCAGCCAGAUAGAAGAAGAUGAUCAAGUGAGUGAUUCAUCCAUAGACAAGAAGAAGAAGGGUAGAAAAAAUAAAGUGUUGCUGAGAGUUGGCCUAUAA